Messenger RNA from Monodelphis domestica (gray short-tailed opossum), 2497 nucleotides. RefSeq names its product argininosuccinate lyase (gene ASL). Gene Ontology annotation, molecular function: argininosuccinate lyase activity. The record is from RefSeq and is a predicted model, not a curated record. Gene Ontology annotation, cellular component: cytosol. Lineage: Eukaryota; Metazoa; Chordata; Mammalia; Didelphimorphia; Didelphidae.
UGGGCCCCGUCCGCACGCUCCUCGAAGGGGGUGUGGCAGCGGGGGGUAGCCGCGUGCCUCCCUGCCCUGUCACGCCUGGCCGGAGCUCGGGGCUCCCCAGUGGCUUAGGGACAAGAGCCAGGAGGGCAGCCACGUCCGUGCUCUGGGCGCGGGGUGGACGGUGGGCUGCCGGGGUGCCGGCUGGCCAGCGGCCACGUCCCUGCUCUGGGCGCGGGGUGAAUGGCCGGUUACCAAGGGAGUGGCUUUGGGCAUGGGCAGCGGGGGAUGGGUGGGGGGCUGCCAGAGGAUUGCUAGCCCGCGCCAAGCCUGUCUUACUUUCCAGGCUCCCCGAGGACUGACACCAGCAAAGCGGGAAAAGGACUUGUCCAAAAUGGCAUCGGAGAGCGGGAAGCUGUGGGGCGGCCGGUUCGUGGGCUCCAUCGACCCCAUCAUGGAGAAAUUCAACUCGUCCAUCUCGUACGACCAGCGCAUGUGGGAGGCCGACAUCCAGGGCAGCAAAGCCUACAGCAAAGGCCUGGAGAAUGCGGGGCUCCUCACCAAAGCCGAGCUGGAGAAGAUCCUCCACGGCCUGGACAAGGUGGCUGAGGAAUGGGCCAAAGGCACGUUUGCACUCAACCCCCACGAUGAGGACAUCCACACGGCCAACGAGCGGAGGCUGAAGGAGCUCAUCGGGGAGGCUGCAGGGAAGCUGCACACCGGACGGAGCCGGAACGACCAGGUGGUCACAGACUUGAGGCUCUGGAUGCGAAAGUCGUGCUCCACGCUGUCUGCUCACCUCAAGAUGCUGAUCACGACCAUGGUGGAGCGGGCCGAAGCGGAAAAAGAUGUCCUCUUUCCAGGCUACACUCAUCUACAGAGGGCUCAGCCCAUCCGCUGGAGCCACUGGAUCUUGAGCCACGCCGUGGCCCUGGCCCGAGACUUGGAGCGUCUGCUGGAGGUGAGGAGGAGGGUCGACGUGCUGCCCCUGGGGAGUGGGGCCAUUGCUGGUAACCCUUUGGGUGUGGACCGGAAGCUGCUCCAGAAAGAGCUGAACUUCAGUGCGAUCACCCUCAACAGCAUGGAUGCCACCAGCGAGCGGGACUUUGUGGCCGAGUUCCUUUUCUGGGCCUCCCUGUGCAUGACGCACCUCAGCAAGAUGGCGGAGGAUCUAAUCAUUUACGGCACCAAAGAGUUUAGCUUCGUGCAACUGUCCGACGCCUACAGCACGGGAAGCAGCCUGAUGCCCCAAAAGAAAAACCCAGACAGCCUAGAGCUGAUCCGGAGCAAAGCAGGGCGUGUGUUUGGCCGGUGUGCUGGCCUCCUGAUGACGCUCAAGGGGCUUCCAAGUACCUACAACAAGGACUUGCAGGAAGACAAAGAGGCAGUCUUUGAAGUCUCGGACACCAUGAAUUCUGUGCUCCAAGUGGCCACCGGGAUGAUCUCUACCAUGAAGAUUAACAAGGCGUGCAUGGAAAACGCUCUGAGCCCCGACAUGCUGGCCACCGACCUUGCCUACUACCUCGUCAGGAAGGGGAUGCCCUUCAGGCAGGCCCAUGAGGCAUCGGGAAAAGCCGUGUUCAUGGCCGAGACCAAGCAGCUGAGCCUCAGCCAGCUCCCGGUGAAGGAACUGCAGAGCAUCAGCCCCCUGUUCUCCAGUGACGUGUGCCAGGUCUGGAAUUAUGCCAACAGUGUGGAGCAAUACAAAGCCUUGGGCGGGACAGCCAAAAGCAGCGUGGAGUGGCAGAUCCAACAGUUGAGGGAGCUGCUGCAGAGACACCAGGAAUAGAGACCCCCCAUCUCCCUCCCCCUGCCCCUGCUCGCACCCCCCAGGGGAAGUCCUCAGCCGAAGAACCGAGUGUUCAUGUUCCCGCUCAGCCAUCAUCCAGUGGUGAGAGUGCAGGGCAAACUAGGUGAGGCUGGAAGCAAAGAGCACCCGAGUUCAAAUCCUGCCCCACACACAGCUGGGACACCCUCCGUUUCCUUAUUUGUAAAAAGGUUCAGAGGGUUAGACUCGAAGACCUCCCUUCUAGCUUGAAAUCUGUGGCCUUACAUUCCCCCUUAUUAUGGGGCGCUCCAUGGAGCUGGGGUUGAGGUAUCGACCUGAGAAGGGACAAAGGAAAAGGAGAAAUAGGCAGGAAGAGGAACCUGGGUCCUAAUUAUCGAGCAUCACUUCCCUUAGCCUUGUGCCACCUUCUGUGCUUCCUGGGAUCCUCCUCUCCUCCCCUGGCUUCAUUUACCACCAUGGUCUCACUUUAAAAGGUCCAAUCCUUGUCCCCAGAUCAGGCUUAGAGAAAGUCUAAUGCAGCUUGUAAUCAGCUGAAUGGGGGGGUGGGGGGGGGCUUUUCCCCAAAGAAGCUCCCCAUGGCUUCAUCAAUGGGCAUUUGUCAAAUGUCUACUGUGUGUAAGGGGCUGGGAUAUAAAGAUGAGUGGAGCAUUUCCUGCCCUCAAGCAGCAUCCAGUCCGGGGCGGGGGGGGGGGGAGACAUACCUAAUAAAAGUAUGUGCAAAUAUAUAAGAAA